Messenger RNA from Cariama cristata (Red-legged seriema), 801 nucleotides. Its product is annotated as olfactory receptor 477-like. Gene Ontology annotation, biological process: G protein-coupled receptor signaling pathway. Bases 1 to 801 code for a protein of 266 amino acids. Gene Ontology annotation, cellular component: membrane. The transcript is spliced from 3 exons. Gene Ontology annotation, molecular function: olfactory receptor activity. The record is from RefSeq and is a predicted model, not a curated record. NCBI's taxonomy places the organism in Eukaryota, Metazoa, Chordata, Aves, Cariamiformes, Cariamidae.
AUGCCAGAUGCCUGCUUAGAAGCUGCUUAUCAGGAUAGAAAGAGUAACAAGAGAAGGCAGCAGGACUUAAAGAAGGAGACUGAAAGCAGGAAAGCAGCUGAGUUAUUACUGUCCUUGAAAAUCGAGCAGCUGCAGAAACAAUUACAAGAAGAAAAGGAGGAGGAGCAAAAGUUGGAGGAAAAGGUUGAGAUGAUGCUUAUGCAGGCUCCCAAUCCCCCUGAUAUUGUGCGUAUUAGAAAACUAAUUGUAUCCCCUGAAGAAUGGGAUGAAAAGUCUAAUCACGGCAUAGGGACUCAGUUCCUUCUCCUGGGAUUCUCUGAUAGUUGUGAAUUGCAAAUAUUUCAUUUUCUGGUAUUUCUCCUUCUUUACCUUGCUGCCUUGACUGGGAACUGCCUCAUCAUAACAGUUGUGCUUGACCACCAGCUCCACAGUCCCAUGUGCUUCUUCCCGAUGAACCUCUCCAUCUCUGACCUUGGCUCCAUCUCUGUCCUGGUCCUCAAAUCCAUGUCUAUAUUAGCCUUUUAUGUUCCGAUUUCACUGGCAGUGUCGAGAAUCCCUUCUGAGGAAGGCCAACAUAAAGCCUCCUCCACCUGCGUCCCCGACCUCACUGUGGUCUCUUUGUUUAGUUGUAUGGGUAGUACUGCUUACACGAAGCCCAUCUCCACCUUCUCAUCAGCCUUGGCACCUGUAAUAGCUGUGCUCUGUUCUGUGUUGCCUCCAAUACCAAAUCCUGCUAUCUACAGAACGAAAAACAAGGAGAUUAUAGGAGCUGUGAGGAAGUUGAUCAAAAGGAAUCUUUGA